AUGUACAACAACAUAUGGUACACAGUUGAAACAUUGCACGCUGCAACAGGUCAAAGCGUUUCGGGCAAUCACACCGAGAAGAUCACUAUAAAUUCUUCGGGAGGUGUAGCAGGUGAUGAAAGAGGCGUUCAAUAUAGUUCCGUGGAUCAGGAAGCCGAUACGGAUUUCGACGUGCACGAGGACAACGAUUGUCAGGACGAUGUAGAAGAUAUAUACAUGGAGAGCGACACCACCUAUAGUUUCUUCGAUAACAUAACGCUGGCAGAAGGGCUUCGUUAUAUUGCCGUCACGAAGAAUUUAUCGCGGUCAACCGUCAACAUGAUACUGGCCCUUCUUCGAAGAAAACUAAAUGUGUUGCUGCCAACGGAUUCGCGCACUUUGCUGAAAACGCCUUCCCAAGUCGGUUUGGAAAUUCAACCAAUCUCGGGAGGGCAAUAUUGGUACAGGGGAAUCAAAACAGCGUUAAGAAACUAUUUUCAGGACAAUAUCACACCUGUUAAUCAAUUAUCCUUUCAGAUUUCCAUCGACGGAUUACCGUUUCAUAAUAGUUCGGCAAGGCAACUAUGGCCAAUUCUUAUGAAGGUUGAGGAACUGCCAGAAGCCCCGGUAAUGUUAGUUGGGGCAUAUUGCGGAUACACCAAGCCGGACAACAUCGAGCAGUAUUUGCGGCCACUCGUGACGGAAAUAAAUGAACUGCAUGAGAGAGGUUUGAUGUUCGGCGAUAAAAUGGUGCAUACUAAACUACGCAUGUUUGUCGCGGAUUCACCUGCUCGCUGUUUUGUCAACGCUACCAUUAGCUUCGUUGGAAAACAUAGCUGCCUGAAAUGUUCCUGCGUUGGAGUGCACGAAGCGAACAAGGUAAUUUUUGUUGAUGUGGAUGCUGAGUUGCGUACAGAUGAAGGGUUCAGGAACAGGGUAGAUAGAGAGCACCAUAAAAGUUGGCGAUCACCGUUAGAAGAUAUUAGCUGUUUGAUUUGAUCAAAGAUUCAAUUGUAGCAGAACGUUUACAUUUAUUAGAUAUCGGGGUAACAAAAAAGAUAGCAAGAGGUUUAGUAGAGCACAAUUUUUUAGAUUUUGGAAGAUGGACAGCCCAACAACACGAAAACGUGUCUGAUUUUCUAAUUUCAACACAGCUUCCGGUAGAAAUCAAUAGCAG
This is a messenger RNA of Anopheles stephensi (Asian malaria mosquito), 1156 nucleotides long. RefSeq lists its product as uncharacterized. The coding region runs from base 1 to 978 and encodes 325 amino acids. The transcript has 4 exons. The record is from RefSeq and is a predicted model, not a curated record. Lineage: Eukaryota; Metazoa; Arthropoda; Insecta; Diptera; Culicidae.